GCCGGAGACGAUAGGAGAGUAUCGUUUUAAACAUGCACUCUGAUAUCAUAAAGAGAUCGGUACCCCAAACUCACAUAAAUCCCAAAAGAGGACCAACACCGCGCUCGGCUACUAUCUUCGGUGCCCUGUACUUGUAUGCUAAGAUGAUGCCAUGCAUUUCCGCGUCAUGGCCCACUCUUGCAAUUGUAGUUUGUCCGCUCACCUAUUCUUACAUCUGCAUCCGUUCCGAACCCAACCUGUGCGACACGGACAAAUUCCUGUCGCCACUUGUGAAUUCCCGCUGUCUUCGAUCUUCGAGAGCCCCCCGUUUGGACUUGAUGUCAAGUCAGCAUCGACCUGAACAAAAGAUCCAGUUCUGUUGAAGAGAUUCUGAACUAUGUCCAGCUGAUGAGAUCUUUACUCCACAAGUAUUCAACUUUUAGCCACAUCGUCAUAGGACGAAAAUAAGAUUCCAAUGGACAGCAGGACAAAACAAUCUGCAUUCACCAGUCCACGAGCAGACACCAGCCCAAGCAGACGAUGAUAGACUGAACUGCGAUUGCUCUCCAUUUGCAAUUCGUUAUCUCGACUUGCCAUUCGCCACAACUCCAGGAGACUUUGUGAAUUACAAAGCGAGACGCCGGCUCCGUUAUAAAGCUCGGCUGGCAACAGAAAAACGAUGGAUUGAUUAUAAGUCCUGUGUCGAGGAAAAUACGUCCGGGAGACUUUGUGGAUUGCAAAGCGAGACGUCGGUCUGUUAUAAAGCUCGGCUGGCAACAGAAAAACGAUGGGUUGAUCAUAACUCCUGUGUCGAGGAAUAUACGUCGUCACUGUG
Marchantia polymorpha subsp. ruderalis is the source of this 814-nucleotide messenger RNA. Lineage: Eukaryota; Viridiplantae; Streptophyta; Marchantiopsida; Marchantiales; Marchantiaceae. The record is from the annotation of a GenBank genome assembly.